AUCUUGCUCCCGUCAUUGUUGUUUGCCGAAAUCUGCGCAUUGACCACCGUGCUUGGCGUCAUUCGCAACCAUGUCCUCCUCGUCGGCCACCGUCUGCCCCAACGUCGGACCAUACAAAGGCAAAAUAACCCACAGAUCGUGGGCCCAGCUCCCCGAGGAGCUCGUCAGGCAAAUCGCUACGUUCUAUAUACUGGAUGUGUCUUCAAACCGUACUUAUCCGACGAUGUGGGACUUUCGAGAGCUCUGGCAUGCUAGGAUGGCCUAUACAGCUAUACGCGACGGCAUGGAGUUGGAGAGAAUCAUGGCGGUGUGCCCACAAUGGCUGAAAUCUCUGGAAACACAUCUUUUUUGGCAUCAUGCCGUCAGUGUCAUCGAUCCCGUUGACUUCUUAGGACACUACGCGCUCGCGGCCGCCCCCACCACCGCCACAACGAACAGCUCAAACGGUCUACCGUAUCCCGAGCGUCUCCCUCCGUAUCAACAUUAUCGUAAUAUCCUCAGCUAUUCGUGCGCCAUUUGCCGGAUAAACUACCCCCAUAUCAACCACGGCCUCGGCCAAGCGAAGCGCGCCGUUCGUUCCCUUACUCUAGGUGUCGUUGGCAUCUGUCGCGACCACGAUCGCCACAAGACGAGCUACUGCGGCGUCUGCUAUCGGGAAGCCACCCGGGAACGCGACUUGAGCCGUGACCGUGUUGGGUGCAUGUCCAAUGAAGAUCUCGAAACCUGGCCUGGAAUCGAUGCGACGUGCAAGCAGUGCCGCAAGGAUGGUUUGUUUCGGAGAGCGUACGCGCGAGUGGAAGAUCAAGAGGCGCUGGGUAUGUUGGGGUCGAAAGAUAUCGACGACGAAGCGCGAGCAGCAGUCGAGGGCUUCCUUACCUUCGCUGAUGGCACCGUACGGCGGACGCUUGAGACGGUCCAGGAUAGGCUGUGGUUGAAGAAGCAGACGAGAAUGCGACAGUUUAGGUCCCUCGUCGCUGCGAACCGUUAUGAAACACGCGAGGACGGCCUGCAGCAGCUCACUGCCUACCGGGCGGCGCUACGUGCUCAUGAUAGUGAUGAGGACCUGGAUAUGGAUGCAAGUGAUUUUGAUGAGGAGGAAGAGGAGGAUCCCGAGAUCGAGCAGCGGUCGCUAGAGGAUCACAGCGCCAAAAGCAUGGCCCUGGGUGACUGGGCACGCAACCGUAUAUUGGAUGGGUUCUGGGUGACACCUUGCGACCAAUGGAUGUCUGGUACAAUGCUACAGGUUUCUCGUGCAGAACAUCCCUGUCCGUGGACGCGUGGAGAGGACGACAGCGGCGAACAGCGUCCUCGGCAAGCAACGAUUUUGGGCGACGUUCCACCAUCGUACAGCCUAUGCGAGCACGCGAACUACGCGUACAUGAAGGAGCUUCGGACCCUGCUCCUCCCGCCGAUGAAGAAUAUCGUCCGGAGAUUGGUCAUCGAGUGUGCCGCUGAUGGGUACGAUGCCGUGAGGAAGGCGACUAAGAUGUCAUUGGACGAUGUUGUUCAGGAGCUCAAAGAUGAGGCGGUCUGGUUUGAUGGAUUCGAUUGGCUAGAGAGGAGGAGGAACGACCGACUAGAGGCGCGCAAGAAUGAAGAAAGAACGAGAGCCACGGAAGAGAGCAAUAGCAGUGACGACUCUUCGCUAUCGAGCAAAUCGGACGGAUCGACUACCAGCCCAGUCCUCUCGACAUCGACGUUUCAGACGACGCCUUCCCCGCCACCGAAGGAAGCCGUGUUGAUCCCAGUGUCGCCUAUCCUCGAUCCUCCACGGCUGCUAAGACCGAUCCUGUAUAUUCCUGAAUCGCUGAUCCACCUGCCGGAGCAGAGUUUGGAGGUGUUCAAAGGCAUCUGGAGGGAUGCCUGCCGGCCGCUUUAUCAUUGCCGGUGCAAGAUAUGCGAGCGAGCCAAGGCUGCGGAGGGCGUUGUUCACGUACCUCCCGAGGAUGUCACUCAGCCUGUUACGGCUGCGGCGGAGAUUCGGCUGCCGUCUCCCGAGGUCGUACCAGUUGAUGCUGACGAUGAGGACAUCGACUACGAUUCGUACUAUGACGAGGAGUUUUACUCCGAGGAGGAUGAGGAGACGUGGAGUCCCUCCGGCGAUCGUAAGUCGCCCGAGGUGCCAGACCCACCUACCAGGAAAAGGUCGUUCGAUGAUGUAGCUGAGCCCGUAAGGUCGGGGACGCCACCCAAAAAGCUAAAAGUCGACGUAGAGGUAGAGGUCGACGAGCCGGAACCGCAGUUGAAGAAGAGGAACUCGGAGGAGCUCGAAGUCGUUGAGGAUGGCGCUCAGAGGAAGCGGUUUAAAACCGAGGAUGUCGUCGAGUCGCCACCGACGUCAUUGGAGAAUAGUGACCACUCAAGCUCGGUCGAGGCGGAGGAGAUUCGAUAAAUGAUUGGAUGUUUUUCUUGUUUCUCGCAUAUGCUUUCCUCCGAGUUGCUGCCUGUAUUAUAUCCAAUUGAUUUUUGCAUACCUUUCGUUCGCUUCCCUGUGCUGUAUACACCUGUUCUCGUAAUUUUGUGGCCCCAAAUAUGUUUGUAUUCAUAUUGGAUGUAUCUUAUAUCGUUUGAAUACAAUUCAGAGCGAACCGUUGCUAUUGUC
Messenger RNA from Guyanagaster necrorhizus, 2602 nucleotides. RefSeq lists its product as uncharacterized. The record is from RefSeq and is a predicted model, not a curated record. The transcript has 4 exons. The coding region runs from base 71 to 2392 and encodes 773 amino acids. Lineage: Eukaryota; Fungi; Basidiomycota; Agaricomycetes; Agaricales; Physalacriaceae.